This is a messenger RNA of Meleagris gallopavo (turkey), 1150 nucleotides long. The record is from RefSeq and is a predicted model, not a curated record. NCBI's taxonomy places the organism in Eukaryota, Metazoa, Chordata, Aves, Galliformes, Phasianidae.
CAUUCUGAAGGUGGUUUCCCUUUCCAAGAGUGCUUCCCCCACCCCUUGGAGCAGUGCUUUGUGGAGCGGGCAGAGCAGUGCAGGAUGCAGCCUGGGCUCGGGGCCGGGGCUUCUGGCUGGGGGGCACUGAUUGAGAAAUGGAAGGGGUUUCAAAUCACUAAUGAACAUCGCAAUCACUAAUCACCAUUUCUGCGGGAUUCCUGCCCGGAUUCCCAUCACUGCGCUCACUGAAAUCCUGGCGGGGCGGUGGCAGUGGGGCUUUUUCUGCUGCUGGGGCCGAGGCUGAGGCUCUGGGUGUCCCUGCCUUCAGACUGGAGAGGUUUCUCACACGGUGGUGGCACAGCGCUGCCUUGCUGGUUCACCAACCUGCCCUGCCCUCUCUUCCAAGUGGGCUGCACCAGCAGCAUCAGUGCACUGACAACCUGUUUCCUUCAGAACCAAAAGGAAAACCCGCGAUUCUGGCUGCGAAAAUUCACCUAAGGGCCAAAUUCCAAACACGCAUUUGCUUCUUUAAAACGAAAGCAUUUUGAUAGCUGCAUCAUCUUAAUAGCAGGCAGCUGAAAAACUCCUGCAAAUUGGUGCUGCUGUGCAUUUGUUUGAGAAGAGCGUGUCUGGAGAACCACUCAGAGUUCAGUGGACCAGUCUGUGUGCCUGGAAGCACAGAUGGUUUCUGGCAGCCCGGCUCUGGUGCAGCCCGCAGUGGGAGGGAGCCCGCAGUGCGUCCCGCGGCUGAUCCCCAUUCCUCUGCUCUGCAGUUCGGCGAUUCCCAGCAGCUGCGGCUGGUCCGGAUCCUGCGCAGCACCGUCAUGGUCCGCGUCGGCGGAGGCUGGAUGGCCCUGGAUGAGUUCUUAGUGAAGAAUGACCCCUGCAGAGCACGAGGACGGACCAACCUCGAGCUCCGGGAGAAGUUCAUCCUGCCUGAGGGCGCCUCGCAGGGAAUGACGCCGUUCCGCUCGCGGGGCCGAAGGUCCAAACCGUCCUCCCGGGCGGCCUCCCCAACGCGCUCCAGCUCCAGCGCCAGCCAGAGCAACCACAGCUGCGCCUCGAUGCCGUCGUCUCCCGCGACCCCGGCCAGCGGAGCCAAGGUAGGGCUGGGGGGAGGACCUUCCUUUGGCAGCCCGUUCCCGUGAGACAGACGCUGCAGCGCGAG